CACACAUGCAGCUUCCUGCCUGUCCAUCCUUCAUGUGUUCCCAAUGACCUGGUGCUUGUCUCCUCAGACGGCGGGGCUGUGACACUACACAGGGGGAGACAUGGCUUGUCUGUUCAGGAGAGCAAUAGCAGAGCAGGUUUCUCAAGUUUUAGGGUUGCCACCAGAAAAACUGAUUCCACACAUUCAUGCAAUUCAAGUCCACAGAAAACAAGACUCCCCUGAUUUUCAGCUUUAUGUUAAUUCUGUGCCUGGAGACCACUUUAAUGCAACAUCUCAAGUGGAGAACGCACUAAAGCUUGCAUCUAAGCUGGCUAGAAACUCUGUAAUAAGUGAAAUACGUACUGGUCGGGGAUCUGUGACCUUCCGAAUCAACAGAGAUUUAUUAACAAAGACAAUUUUGAGAAAAAUAAACCAAGAUGGCUCCUCAUUUGGAAUGAAUUCUGAGCUUCUGUCUAACACCUCUAGGGGUCUCACCCUUGUGGAAUACAGUUCACCCAAUAUUGCCAAAAAAUUUCAUGUUGGACAUUUGCGUUCCACAAUAAUUGGAAACUUUAUUGCUAAUCUGAAGGAGGCAGUUGGUUGUAAAGUUAUAAGAAUGAAUUACCUGGGUGACUGGGGCUUUCAGUUUGGCCUAUUGGGUGCUGGAUUCAACAAGUAUGGAUGUGAAGAGAAACUUAGAGCUAAUCCUUUACAACACCUUUUUGAGGUGUACGUGAAAGUCAGUGCUACAGCAGAAAAAGAUGACGAUAUAAAGCAGUCUGCACAGGAUUUUAUGCAGAGACUAGAGAAUGGACAUCCGCAGGCUCUUUCCCUGUGGACACACUUCAGAGAUCUGAGCAUUGAGGAAUAUGCCAAAGUCUAUAAACGUCUUGGUGUGCGGUUUGAUGAAUACUCUGGCGAGUCCUUUUACACAGAAAAGGCUCAAGAUAUUCUGAAGUUGCUUAAAAGCAAAGGAAUGCUAAAGACAACAGGUGAUGGUAAAAUAGUGGUGGAUCUUUCAGAGCAAGGGGAUCUUUCCACUCACUCUACAGUGAUGCGUAGUGAUGGGACAGCUUUAUAUAUUACAAGGGAUCUAGCAGCUGCAAUUGAUCGCAUGGAGAAAUAUACCUUUGAUGAAAUGAUAUAUGUGACCGAUAAAAGUCAACAAACACAUUUUGAACAUUUGUUUAAAAUUUUGGAGAUUCUUGGGAAAGAACGUGUAAGCAAAUGUCAACAUGUUAAAUUUGGACGUGUACAGGGAAUGCAAACAAGAAGAGGAGAUGUUAUCUUUCUGGAAGAUGUUUUGGAUGAAGCCCGUUCUAGAAUGCUUCAAAAUAUGGCAAAUAGUGAGACAAGUAAAACAACGGAAGACCCUGCUGACACAGCUGAAAAGAUUGGGAUUGCAGCUCUAAUUGUACAGGAUUUUAAGGGUCCACUUUUUUCAGAUUACCAAUUUCAAUGGGAUCAAGCGUUGCAGAGCAGUGGAGAUACUGGUGUCUUUUUACAGUACACCCAUGCACGGUUACACAGUUUACUGAAUCUGUGGGAAACGAGAGAGAAAGAAGAGUUUGAUGCAAACUGUUUACAAGACCCCUCUGUAUCCUCAACCUUGCGGCACUUUCUCAGGUAUGAUGAAGUAAUUCACAAGACACUGAAGGAGCUUCAGCCACGAUACUUGGUUUCUUACCUCAUGGGCCUAGGUCAUUUAGCUAACGUGGCACAUCGCUCUCUUCAUGUCAAAGGAAGCAGCCCAGAUGUGGCACAUGCUCGGCUUCUCUUUUUCAACAGUAUACGUGUAGUUUUGGCUAAUGGAAUGAGACUUUUGGGAAUUACCCCACUUGAUAAAAUGUAGUUUAAGCACUAUUGUGAGGUUAUUUUUAAUAAAACUGGAAAAAUGUUUGUUUUUCUCUUUUGCUCGUUAAUUUACUAUUUUAGCAGCCAUGGCUCAUUGGUUCUGAAACCACAAUGUUUCCUGCAAAUGUGUGAAGACUUUUUUUUUUUUUUUUUCAUUAAAAGUGUUUAUAUUCAUAAAUACAUACCCCCUUCUCACUGCUCUGCCUGUCUAUGGCUACUACACUAUCAUUCUGCCAGGACCUGUGGUAGUGGGCAAAGGUCUACUCACCGGUAUGAUUUUUACAUUAACGCAGAUGUCAAAAUAAAAAAAUAUGCAUUACA
This is a messenger RNA of Rana temporaria (common frog), 2154 nucleotides long. RefSeq names its product arginyl-tRNA synthetase 2, mitochondrial (gene RARS2). Bases 101 to 1831 code for a protein of 576 amino acids. Gene Ontology annotation, molecular function: arginine-tRNA ligase activity; ATP binding. The record is from RefSeq and is a predicted model, not a curated record. Lineage: Eukaryota; Metazoa; Chordata; Amphibia; Anura; Ranidae. Gene Ontology annotation, biological process: arginyl-tRNA aminoacylation; mitochondrial translation. Gene Ontology annotation, cellular component: mitochondrion; cytoplasm. The transcript has 20 exons.